This is a messenger RNA of Lathyrus sativus (Indian pea), 1074 nucleotides long. The record is from the annotation of a GenBank genome assembly. Lineage: Eukaryota; Viridiplantae; Streptophyta; Magnoliopsida; Fabales; Fabaceae.
AUGGUUUCAAUCCUCAAAUUCCGUAGAAUAUUGUACACAAUAGAACCCACACGCAAAGAGUCAUACGGUGCUUUGAGACACUGUCAUUUUGAGAAGCUAUGUAGGGUAGGGCUUUUCUGGGAUUUGGAUAACAAACCACCCAAUUCAAUUCCACCCUAUGAAGUUGCCAAUAAGCUCAGAAUAGCUGCAGCUUCCUUCGGGGUUGUUCGCCAUAUGGUGGCUUAUGCGAACAGCCACACUUUUAGCCAUGUCCCUUGUGUUGUUCGGGAGAGUCGGAAAGAGAGACAAUUGUUGUAUAGUUUGGAGAAUAAGGGUGUGAUCAAACGUAAUGAGCCUCAUCUUUGUCGUGUUUGCGGGAGAAAAUUUUAUACUAAUGAAAAGCUUGUUAACCAUUUCAAGCAACUGCAUGAGCGUGAGCACGCGAAAAGGGUGAAUCAGAUAGAGUCUGCUAGAGGGAGUAGGAAAGUGAAAUUGGUGGGAAAGUAUUCUAUGAAAAUGGACAAGUAUAAGAAGGCUGCAAGGGGUGUUCUGACUCCUAAAGUUGGGUAUGGUUUGGCUGACGAGCUGAAACGGGCAGGGUUUUGGGUUCAAACCGUGUUGGAUAGGCCGCAAGCUGCAGAUGUUGCGCUGCAAAAGCAUAUGGUGGAAAUGAUGGAUCACAGGCGGGUUGAGUGCGUGGUCCUUGUAUCAGAUGAUUCUGAUUUUGUUGAUGUGAUAAAGGAAGCAAAGUUGCGAUGUCUCAAGACUGUUGUUAUUGGGGAUAUUAGUAGUAACGGAGUCUUGAAAAGGACUGCCGAUACUGCUUUUUCUUGGGAGGAAAUUUUGAUGGGGAAGGCAAAGAAGGAGGCUGUAUCGGUUAUGGAAAAUUGGAAAGAUCGUGAUAUAUUGAAAAGGUUGGAGUGGACGUACAAUCCAGAUGUGGAUAAAAAGAAACUCAACAUGGAUGAUACAGUUGCUGAAGCAUCUGGAGAUGAUGAUAUUGAAGAUAUCUAUGAUGAAAUUGAUAAUGACUACAAUGAUGACAAAGGUUCUUGGUGGAAGUUAGACUCCGAUGAUAAUGAUGUUACAAGUUGA